Messenger RNA from Tachyglossus aculeatus (Australian echidna), 2947 nucleotides. RefSeq names its product alkaline phosphatase, biomineralization associated (gene ALPL). NCBI's taxonomy places the organism in Eukaryota, Metazoa, Chordata, Mammalia, Monotremata, Tachyglossidae. Gene Ontology annotation, molecular function: alkaline phosphatase activity. Gene Ontology annotation, cellular component: plasma membrane. The transcript has 11 exons. The record is from RefSeq and is a predicted model, not a curated record. Gene Ontology annotation, biological process: dephosphorylation. Bases 127 to 1719 code for a protein of 530 amino acids.
GCCUCGUGACAGAAGGUUCGCCGACCAUCCAACCGCCCUCCUGACGCGCCCUCAUCCUCGCAUCCCGGUUUUUUGGGCCCGGAACGAGCAACCUCGGCUCUGACCUCCGCAGAGCUCACCUUUCCGAUGCUUGGCGGCGGCGCCAUGAGUGCUCUCCUGGUGCUCUUGCUGGUCGGAGCAGGCCUCUCCUCCCUCGUGCCAGAGAGGGAGAAGAACCCCAAGUACUGGAGGGAGCAGGCCCAGCAGACCCUGCGACGUGCCCUGGAACUGCAGAACCUCAACACCAAUGUGGCCAAAAAUGUCAUCAUGUUCCUGGGAGAUGGAAUGGGGGUUUCCACAGUGACAGCCGCCCGCAUCCUCAAGGGUCAGCUGGACAACAAGCCAGGAGAGGAGACCCUCCUGGAGAUGGACAAGUUUCCCUUCGUUGCACUCUCCAAGACCUACAACACCAACGCCCAGGUGCCCGACAGCGCGGGCACUGCCACGGCCUACCUGUGCGGCGUCAAGGCCAACGAGGGCACCGUGGGGCUGAGCGCCGCUGUCACUCGCUCCCAGUGCAACACGACUCAGGGCAACGAGGUCACCUCCAUCCUCCGCUGGGCCAAAGAGGCUGGCAAAUCCGUGGGCAUCGUGACCACGACUCGUGUCAACCACGCCACCCCCAGCGCGGCCUACGCCCACUCUGCCGACCGGGACUGGUACUCGGACAACGAAAUGCCCCCGGAGGCGUUGGCCCAGGGCUGCAAGGACAUCGCUUACCAGUUGGUCCACAACAUCCCCAACAUUGAGGUGAUCAUGGGCGGGGGGCGAAAAUACAUGUAUCCCAAGAACACCAGCGAUGUAGAGUACCACGAUGAGGAGAAGGCAAGAGGCACUCGUCUGGAUGGCCAAUUUCUAGUCAGAGCCUGGAAGGACCACAAACCUCAAAACAAGAACUCACACUACGUCUGGAAUCGCACUCAGCUAAUGGACCUCAAACUGGACCAAGUGGACUUUCUCUUGGGUCUGUUCGAGCCGGUGGACAUGGUGUACGAACUCAACCGCAACAACCUCACUGACCCGUCCCUAACGGAGAUGGUGGAAGUGGCCAUCACCAUCCUCAAGAAAAACCCCAAAGGGUUUUUCCUCCUGGUGGAAGGGGGCAGGAUCGAUCACGGCCACCACGAGGGCAAGGCCAAGCAGGCGCUACAUGAGACGGUGGAGAUGGACAGGGCCAUCGAGCGGGCGGGCACCAUGACGUCCCUGGAUGACACGCUGACCGUGGUCACGGCUGACCACUCCCACGUUUUUACCUUCGGAGGUUACACUCCCCGUGGCAACCCCAUCUUUGGCCUUGCUCCCAUGGUGAGCGACACAGACCAGAAGCCCUUCACCUCCAUCCUGUAUGGGAACGGACCCGGGUACAAAAUCGUGGGCGGCGAGAGAGAGAACAUCUCCAUGGUGGAUUACGCUCACAGCAACUAUCAGGCCCAGUCAGCUGUGCCCCUACGCCUGGAGACCCAUGGAGGUGAGGAUGUGGCCGUCUUCGCCAGAGGCCCCAUGGCCCACCUGCUGCACGGCGUCCACGAGCAGAAUUACAUCCCCCACGUCAUGGCCUACGCGGCCUGCAUCGGCGAAAACCGCAAACACUGCAUCUCCUCCGCCCUCCGCAACAAGGCCAGGGCCCUGCCGCUGAUGGCCGCCCUCCUGUCCCCUCUGCUCGCCGGCCUCCUGUUCUAACGGGCCUCCUCCCGCCCUUCUGCCCGUGGGAGAUGGGGUCCCCCGCUCCCUUCCCAUCUGUACCCGUGGGCAUGCCCUCCCCCCACCUCUCUGGUGGAGUCGUGGCCUCCCCUCCCUCUGGUCUCUCUGCUGGGAGUCCCCCCAACCUGAACCCAGCUGACCGGCCCCGGUCUCUGGGAUCUGGGCCGGGCCUCUCCACAGACAAAAUGGUGGUAGGACCGCAAGGGGUCCACGGAGCCAGUGGGAAGAGAGGCCAGCCUCCCCCUCAGCCCCACGAUCGUGGCCACUGACCGAGGAGGGAAGGAGGGCGGGAGAGUCAGGGGAGAACAUGUCUCUCUUUUUCCAUGCACAGCCCAGCACAGACCUGGCUCUGCUCCCUGGAGAAGCAGCCUGGUUUUAUUAGCUCAUGCUCUCCACCGCCUCGUACUGCUUUCUUUCUGCUCCUCUGGGCUGCAGCGCCUACCUGCCCCUUUGCCUUCACUGUUGCCCAUCACCCAUACCCACAGUCCCUCCUGGGCAGUGCCCAGGACAGGGAACUGAACUGUCUCCCCCUCCCCAUGCUGGUUCUGGGGGACGGACUCCCUCCCACCCAAGGCCUGCCCUAAUCUCCUGCCCCACCUCCAAAACCACGUGGCCCAAGGGCCAGGGGCUUUUGAGGGGAUGUGAGGGACUGGUCGUGGACCCAGUCUGUGGAUACUGCACCUCGUCGUGGUGGGGGAGAGGGGUCAGCAGCUUCCCACAGCACCGGCCCGGCCACAGGGGCAACAACGGCCUCCGUCCCUGCGCCGGGGAGGGACUGGCCAUCAGCGGGGACGCAGCAACCAGCCCUCCGGCUCCCAACCUCAGGGUGACUCUGGGGCAAGGGGUCCCUGUGGUGACCCCAACCCCCACUUUCUCGGGGGCGGAUGGCCUAGGAGCGAGCCCAGCCCUCAGGUAAACAGGGGAAGAGAGAGGCCUGGGCUGCCCCCCACCCCCCCCCCACAAGUACAACGAUGGGGUGGGGGAAUCACCUCUCUCCCAGUCCUCCCAGUGCAGGCUUCCAGAGACCUCCUAGAAUGGGCGCUUCAGGGGGCUGACCAAGGUUGGGUGGGCAGUUCCCACCCCCCCGCAGCUUUUCUAUCUGGUUUCUGGGUCUCUCAAAGCGGGUUGCCUGUUUUGUACGUCGGGUUUUGUUUCGUUUGGUUUUUUAAAUUUUAAUAAAUGAUUUCUGAACAUUUCCAAAGAUGAA